Molecule: messenger RNA, 1326 nt
Organism: Cordyceps militaris CM01
Lineage: Eukaryota; Fungi; Ascomycota; Sordariomycetes; Hypocreales; Cordycipitaceae
Product: 60S ribosomal protein L40
Exons: 7
Coding region: 1-1326 (441 amino acids)
Molecular function (GO): oxidoreductase activity
Source: RefSeq, a predicted model, not a curated record
AUGACGUGGGCAGUUCGCCUCCAUUCCAUCACCGCCGUUCCGGCCACGUUUCUCGAAGAGCUAGGUUACGAGGGUUUGGAGACCGAAAUCUCUGGACAUUGUGAUGAUUCUCGUCGUUCGCUCCCCGAUUGCGACUGGCUGAAAGACUGGCAGUUCUAUUUCGCGGAACGAGCUUUCGGGCACACCGCCCAAAGACAAUCACGACAUACAGAGACACCGUCAAUUGCAUUAUACACAACUGGUCGACAAAACCAAUGGAUUUAUGUCGGUUUGUUGCUAACUAUGCGGAGCAGCACUGGCGUCGGAAAUAGGCUGUGCACUUGGUCCGCAGCUCCGGUGCAGACAGUUCUUGGGGUUAACAAAGCCAUCUCCAAUUGCCAAGAAUGGGCAAACCCGCGCUGGAAAGGCAAUCAUAGCUUAUUGGUGAAUAACUGCCCUGCAAGAACGCGCGGACCCGGUGACGUCACCAGCUUCGCCGUUAGGAAAAAUCGAAUUCACUUCAACCAUGGUAACCUGUCGCACCACAAUCGGCCUACCACCAUAAACCAACACCAUCAUCCACACUCCACACCUGUCCAGAGAAACAUGUCGCUCGCUGGAAGAGUCAUCAUCAUUACGGGAGGCUCCAAUGGCAUUGGCAAGGCUUGUGUUGAGAGAUUCGGUCGAGACGGCGCCAGUGUUGUCAUCAACUACUACAGCGACGAAGCUGGUGCCAAUGCGCUUGUUUCCUCCAUUGGCAAAGAUCGCGCAGUAGCCGUGAAGGCUGAUGCUGGCACAAUGGAUGGAAUCACAAAACUUAUCGACGAGACAGUGGAGAAGUUCGGUCACAUCGAUGUAGUGAUGGCCAAUGCCGCCAUGAUGAUGAUGCGCAAUGUCGAGAAUACAACCGAAAAGGACUUCGACUCCAUGUUCAACCUGAACGUGAAGGGGCCAUACUUCCUUGCUCAGAAAGCUGUACCUCACAUCCGCGAUGGUGGAAGCAUCAUUUUCGUUUCUACAGGCAUCUGCCACCAUUCACUCGUCUUGCCUGACUACCUUCUUUACGCCUCAACCAAGGGCGCAAUUGAGCAGAUGACGCGUGUGAUGUCGAAGGGCCUGGCUGCGAAGGGCAUUACCGUAAAUGCUGUCGGUCCAGGUCCCACUGCAACCGAACUGUUUUUCAAGGGCAAGAGUGAAGCACAGAUUGAUGCCCUUAAGAAGAUGAGCCCAUUUGGCCGAUUCGGCAAGCCUGCCGAAGUUGCCAAUAUGGUUGCCUUCUUGGCUGGCCCCGAUAGCCGAUGGGUCUCGGGGCAAACAUACUUGGUCAAUGGAGGCACCAUGGUUUGA